Pochonia chlamydosporia 170 is the source of this 1233-nucleotide messenger RNA. RefSeq names its product taurine catabolism dioxygenase TauD. Gene Ontology annotation, molecular function: oxidoreductase activity. The record is from RefSeq and is a predicted model, not a curated record. The transcript is spliced from 5 exons. The coding region runs from base 1 to 1233 and encodes 410 amino acids. NCBI's taxonomy places the organism in Eukaryota, Fungi, Ascomycota, Sordariomycetes, Hypocreales, Clavicipitaceae.
AUGGCUCCCACCGAAAUCAUCAACUCCGCUCCAACCCUAUUCGACGCCAGGGGUCCAGUUUCAGUCGUACAUGUCGAAGACAACCAUAACGAGACUCUUGGUUCGGUCAAAACUACAAGUGGAAGCACUCCUGUCCACAUGCCCUCGACAUUGGCCGGACCACUAGUUUGGACCGGAUCGGAUUACCCCGGCAGUAACAGUUACUCUCUCCGUCUGACUCCUGCCGAUGUUGAACAAGUUGAAAAGGCUCUUGAAGCCUUCAAAGCCCUCGGUCUUGAUGGAGAUGAGGUCGCAAAAUCAAACUUCCCACUGCCCAAUCUGACGAAACGGCUAGAAGAAUGUUCAGAUUCUCUUUAUAAUGGACGAGGAUUUUUUGUUGUCAAGGGAAUUGAUAUGACCCGCUACUCUGUUGAAGACGGUGUUGUCAUAUAUCUCGGUAUCGCGAGCCACAUCGGUGACAAGCGAGGCAUUCAAGACCGACAAGGAAACGUCCUCACACAUAUUACCAGCUCCAAAAUGUGGGACGUGCCCCUGGAGAAACGACACGGCAUUCAUUCCAAUUCGGCUUUGCCCUUCCAUAACGACAUGGGUUGCGAUAUUCUUGCCCUCCAGGUUCGCCAAGCAGCCCAUAAGGGGGGUUCUACCUUCAUCAGCUCCACGGCAAGUAUUCUCAGCCAGCUUCUCAAAACGGAGUCCGAAGUUGUUCGGACACUCUUUAAGCCAAACUGGCCAAUCCAGUAUACUGGGCGCACUGCUCGCCACUACCUAGCACCGGCUAUGGUAUGGCACCACGAUCGACUGAUGACAAGUAUGGACCCGAACAGAUUCGGUCCCCAUCCUUCCAUCAGUGGAUCGUCCAUCCCUUUGCUUGACCCAAGCCAGAAAUACGCUCUCGAGAAAGUGAACGAGCUGGCGGCCUCCAUGGAACUACAGCUAGAUCUUGCCCGUGGCGAUAUUCUGUUUCUGAAUAAUUGGGCUUUCCUUCACCGGCGAGACAAAUACGACGAUGAUGAAUUGACGUCACGCCAUUUGGUUAGACUCUGGCUACGGAAUACCGAGCAUGGGUGGCCUGUUCCGUCAAAAAUGAUGCCCCCUUGGCAGACAGCCUAUGGAAAUGAAAAUCAAAGCCGGAUAUACGCCUUGUAUCCCCUGCCGAAAUAUUCUACUCCCAAAUACUCUGUGGGAUCGGCAGCAUUUCUAAUUGAGGAUGACGAUGAUGACAAAUCGGAUUAG